Hyla sarda is the source of this 939-nucleotide messenger RNA. Its product is annotated as beta-1,3-galactosyltransferase 5-like. The coding region runs from base 1 to 939 and encodes 312 amino acids. NCBI's taxonomy places the organism in Eukaryota, Metazoa, Chordata, Amphibia, Anura, Hylidae. The transcript has a single exon. The record is from RefSeq and is a predicted model, not a curated record. Gene Ontology annotation, molecular function: N-acetyl-beta-D-glucosaminide beta-(1,3)-galactosyltransferase activity. Gene Ontology annotation, cellular component: membrane.
AUGGCGGUGCGGACAUCUUGGUUGCUGAGGGUUCUGCUCUGUUUCUCGGCCUUCCUCACUCUCCUCCUCCUCUGGGGCCUUUCUGAACUCUUCUCCAGCAGAGAAGGGGUGGACUCCUCCAGCCUGAUGACCUCUGACCUCCCUGAGCCGCGGUGCCGGUCCGGCCUGGGCCUCCUGAUCCUGGUGACCUCACAUCCUCAGCACCGCGCCUCCCGGACAGCGAUACGGAGAACCUGGGCGCAGUACGAGGGGUCCACAUACCCUUGGCAGGUGGUCUUCUUGGUUGGACGCCCUUUGGACGUGGUUGUAGAUUGGCGAAUACACAACGAGCAGGAGGUCCACGGCGAUAUUCUGAUGGGUAACUACGUGGACACUUACCGCAACCUGACCCUAAAGGUCAUACAUGGGAUGAAGUGGGCGGCGGAGAGGUGCCAGGCGGCCCACGUCCUGAAGACGGAUGACGACUGCUACGUGAACACUCAGCGGCUGCCGUCCUUCCUGAGCCGGCGCGGUGCCAGCAGACGCCUGUACGUGGGCUCCGUCUUCCCCAAACACAAGCGGGUGGUGAUCCGGGACCCCGCCAGUAAAUGGUUUGUGUCCCCCCAGGAGUACGGGCCGGAGGUGUACCCACCCUACGCCAGCGGGAUCGGAUACAUCUUAUCCUUAGACGCCAUCAGGAUCAUAUUGGAUACAGCCGGGAGGAUGGCGCCGAUCCCCGUAGAAGACGCAUAUGUGGGCAUCCUGGCCGACAGAGCCGGCAUCACCGCCAAGACAAGUGCAAGGUUCACCAAACACAACGCCAAAUGGGGCGCCUGUAACUACCGAUACCUAAUGGUCAUCCAUGGACUGUCACCGCACGACCAGGACCUGGUGCACAACAAGGUCCAGAACACAAGAAACGCCUGUACCCACAGCAGAGAGGUGACACACUGGAGGUGA